GGUAUCAUCACUAUUACAACACGUGGUGGCACUGCAGACCACAACUUUGAGAGUCAUCUGAGCUCCUCCUUUACAGCAACAGAAUGUGCGUUGUAAGGGUGCAAAUAACCAAGGCUUAGUAGCAACUGCGUCGUGAUUUCGGAUUGUAUCGAGAGAUGUUUAUUUAGUUGUUUUAAUCGCUUUUAAUAUCAGGACAUUUUCUUGCACAAUCAUGGAUAUCUCCAGAUAUUAUGGCUUCUGGAUUGCUUUAUUUCUGUUAUGGAAAUCUUCGGUUGGCCAGAUUGUCUAUUCCGUCUCCGAGGAGGUAAAUAAAGGAACCGUGAUCGGGAAUGUUGCAAAAGACCUCAAGAUCAGCGCUCAGGAACUGGAAUCACGCAUGUUUCAGAUUAUGCCUGGAUCAAAUGCAAAGUAUUUUGAUGUAAAUGUGAAAACGGGGUCGCUGUUUGUCAAAGACAGGAUUGAUCGUGAGGAGUUGUGUGGCUCUAAUCAGAAAUGUACAUUAAAUUUAGAGGCUCUUGCUCAGAAUCCGCACAGACUUUAUCGGCUUGAAAUUAUAAUUGUGGAUGUGAACGACAAUGUUCCGUUUUUUAUUGCCAGCGUGUAUGUUGUCAAUGUUACAGAGAAUGCAAACGAUGGGGAAAGAUUUCCUCUUCCGAUUGCAAAAGAUUUCGAUGUUGGCAGUAAUUCUCUGAAAGAUUACAAACUGAGUUCAAAUGAGUACUUUUCUUUAGAUGUUCAUAGCGGGCAAAAGAGUAUAUCUGCUGAGUUAGUACUACAGAAAGCUUUAGACCGAGAGAAACAAGCCGUUAUUCACUUAAUAUUAACGGCUGUUGACGGAGGAAAACCUCCUAAAUCUGGAACCUUGAGUAUUGUUGUUGAUGUCAUGGAUAUAAACGAUAAUCAGCCUAUUUUCAGUAAACCUUUAUACAAAGUUAAAGUAAAAGAAAACACACCAAUUGCAACCGAAAUAAUUUCUGUUUCUGCCACUGAUUUGGAUGAGGGCAUCAAUAGUGAAAUUCAAUAUUCAUUUCAUGGAAAUACCGAUGAUCAGAAACUGUUUAGCAUCAAUCCUAACUCUGGGGAAAUUGUUGUUCAAGGACACAUUGAUUACGAGGAUGAUUCUGCAAUUGAACUCCGUGUUCAGGCGAGAGAUAAAGGCAGCCCUCCUAAAAGUGCACACUGUAAAGUUUUAAUAGAAGUUAUUGAUGAAAAUGACAAUGCACCAGAGAUAGUUACGACUCCUCUUUUGGAAAAUGUGAAAGAAGACACAAAGUCAGGAACUGCUGUUGCUUUAGUCACAGUGUCUGAUAAAGAUGGAGGUAAAAAUGGCAUUGUUCACUGUGCGCUGAAAGGCUCGUUUCCUUUCAAACUGGAAACGUCAUAUAACAAUCAUUAUUCUCUAGUGGUAGACGGACCUCUGGACAGAGAGAGUGUUUCUCAGUAUGACAUCACAAUUACAGCUUCAGAUGAAGGAACUCCGGCUCUUUCCAGCAGCACUGUUAUAACUGUACAUAUCUCUGAUGUUAAUGACAAUGCCCCACAUUUCCCAGCACCCGUUAUUAACGCUUUUCUAAGUGAGAAUGGUCAAGCUGGAGGUCUCGUGACAAAAGUGACAGCUGAUGAUUCAGACACUGGUGAGAACGCACAACUUUCAUAUUCACUGUUAGACAGUUCCAGCUCCAGAGUUCCUGUAACAACACUGAUCAAUAUAAACUCUUUGAGUGGAGAAAUAUUCAGUUUACAAUCAUUUAAUCACGAGGAAACAAAAAGAUUUCAGUUUGAAGUGAUGGCAACAGACUCUGGUGUUCCUCCUCUGAGCAGCAAUGUGACUGUAAAUGUGUUUAUUCUGGAUGAGAAUGACAACAGUCCAGUUAUUUUACCGCCUUAUUCUGAUCCUGGAUCAGUUAAUACUGAGAACAUUCCCUACUCUGCUGAAGCGGGAUACUUUGUAGCCAAGAUCAGAGCUGUUGAUGCUGACUCUGGAUAUAACGCUCUUUUGUCUUAUCAUAUAAGUGAAGCCAAAGGAACUAAUCUCUUCCGCAUUGGAAGCAGCACUGGAGAAAUAAAGACUAAGAGAAGAAUGAGUGACAAUGAUUUAAAAACUCACCCACUUAUUAUUACAGUGUCUGAUAAUGGAGAGCCAUUACUCUCAGCGACUAUGUCCAUGGAUGUUGUGGUUGUCGAGAGUCUGGAUGACAUAAAGACAUCAUUCAGAGAAGUUCCUGUUAAAGAGGAGAGUUUCUCAGAUCUGAAUGUGUAUCUGCUCAUCGCUAUCGUCUCAGUAUCAGUCAUCUUUUUACUGAGUCUCGUGGGUUUGAUAGCAGCUAAAUGCUACAGGACAGACGGCAGUUUCAGCAGGUACAGCGCUCCAGUGAUCAGCACCCAUCCAGACGGAAGCUGGUCCUUCUCUAAAUCUACUCAACAGUAUGACGUGUGUUUUAGUUCGGACACAAUAAAGAGUGAUGUAGUCGUUUUCCCCUCGCCGUUUCCACCAGCAGACGCGGAGUUGAUCAGCAUUAAUAGUGGAGAAGACACUUUUACGCGCACACAAACUCUUCCUACCACUGGAAAGGUAAGUUGA
Messenger RNA from Pimephales promelas (fathead minnow), 2581 nucleotides. NCBI's taxonomy places the organism in Eukaryota, Metazoa, Chordata, Actinopteri, Cypriniformes, Leuciscidae. The record is from RefSeq and is a predicted model, not a curated record.